AUGAUUCAUAAAUCUACUUCAUCUUCAAUCAACUUAUCAUUAUCUGGAUGUGGAUUCUUAGGUGUUUAUCAUAUUGGUGUAAUAUGUGCAUUUAAAGAGCAUGCUCCCGAAAUUCUCGAGAAUAAAAUGGCUGGGUGUUCAGCCGGCUCACUUGUUGCGGCAUGCGCAAUGAGUGGAUGCUGCCUUGGACAGAUGUGUAGUGACGCUUUAGAAAUAGCUAUUCGUGCGCGAAGCCGGGCAUUGGGACCUUUGCAUCCAACAUUUAGCAUAGUGGAUAUCAUACGAAAUGGUUUACGACGAAUUUUACCGCCUAAUGCACAUGAGAUUUGUUCCGGACGAUUAUUUAUUUCUUUAACGCGUUGGAAAGAUAACAAAAAUGUGAUUAUUAGUCAAUUCCAUAGUCGUGAAGAACUUAUUCAAGUACUUAUCUGUUCAAGUUUCGUACCAUAUUGGUCAGGAAUCAUUCCGCAUAAAUUUCGUGGAGAGUACUAUUGGGAUGGUGGAUUAACAAAUAAUAAUCCUAUCAUUGAUGAAGGAACUAUUUUAGUUUCACCAUUCGCUGGUGAAAGUGAUAUUUGUCCUCGAGAUGAAUCUGGAUCAUUCUAUAGUGUUGAUUUUCGAGGUACGGAUAUUUCAUUUACGCAAGAGAAUCUCUAUCGUAUGACUCGUGCUCUCUUUCCACCCAAUUUGUCAGUAUUGAAGCAAAUUUGUUGGCGAGGUUACAUUGAUGGUUUGAAAUUUCUUCAAACAAGAAAUAUGAUUAAAUCUUCACAUUUGAGCACAAAAGCAACAAUAUCAUCUGUACUUGGAAGUGAUUAUACCGAACCGGCAAAUGAUGAAGAAAAACAAUUGCGUAACGAAGGAAUUGUACAGGAUGCUGAUAAGAUAUACGAAGAUAUUGACCUUAAUGGUGAUGAUGAUGAUGAUGAUAUGAUAGAAGAAGAAUCAAUUCAUUAUGAUUAUUCAUCAGACGAUGAGUCAGAAAAGGAUAAUAGCCAGAUGGUAUUUAGUCCUUUUUGUGAGAAAGUUACAAGCAAAAAAGAAUUACCGACUCCAUUAUUUGCUGUCUUUGCUGAUGCGAGACAAAAAAUCGAAGAUCCUAUUGGUCGAUAUUUCACAGAAUCUAAUCUUUAUCGAAUAUGGUCAUUGAUGACUUUACCUGUCACACUACCAAUUGAUCUGACUUAUGCGUGUGCUAAACGAUUGUUAAGUGUCUUACGUCCAACAUCACCUUCUACUGAUCAGUCAUCGAAUCGUGCAAUGAAUUUCUUCUGGUCUUUGUUUGGUGACAACGAUGAUAAGUACUGUUAUCAUGUCAAUGAUUGUGAAUGUACAGAAAGUCGUGUUUCGUCGUCAUCUCAUCGUCACUAUCAUCGUCGUCGUGCACGUCGAGUUCGUUCUCGAUUGUGUCAACGACAGACGAGCGCACCGAUGAGUACAUUCACCCGGACAUCUUAUCAAUCAGAUUCAUCAAGUGAUACUGGUGAUGAAGAUAUUUUAACAGUAGAUAAUGAUGAAAUAUCAGCUGAACAUCUACCCCAACCGGAUAUUAUUCAAUCGACAAUGAAUGAAGAAUAUUGCCAUCAUUUGCAGCAAAUGGCUGAAUUGUCAAAUCAACAACGAUUCCACGAACAGUCAAUUCCAUUCUUUGGUCAAGAUGAUCAUCUACUAAAUGCUGAAACUAGUCAAAUACCAACCUCAACACUUGAAAAAACUCUUUUAUUUAAUUGCUAA
Molecule: messenger RNA, 1734 nt
Organism: Adineta ricciae
Lineage: Eukaryota; Metazoa; Rotifera; Eurotatoria; Adinetida; Adinetidae
Source: the annotation of a GenBank genome assembly